Messenger RNA from Gracilinanus agilis (Agile Gracile Mouse Opossum), 1173 nucleotides. Its product is annotated as cytoskeleton-associated protein 4-like. Gene Ontology annotation, cellular component: rough endoplasmic reticulum. The coding region runs from base 1 to 1173 and encodes 390 amino acids. NCBI's taxonomy places the organism in Eukaryota, Metazoa, Chordata, Mammalia, Didelphimorphia, Didelphidae. The record is from RefSeq and is a predicted model, not a curated record. The transcript is spliced from 3 exons.
AUGCAAGACUCGGAAGGCUCCGAAUGCCAAGAUGGGGCAUCCACCCUGAGUAAUCCUGAGCCCAUCUAUGCCAAAUCUCUACAACAGCAGCAGCAGCAGAACCAGCAAUCCAAACAGCAGCAGCAACAGCAGAACCAACAACCCAAACAGCAACAGCAGAACCAACAACCCAAACAGCAACAGCAGAAUCCACAGCCCAAACAGCAGCAGCAGCAGCAGAACCAACAGCCCAAACAGCAGCAGCCCCAGCAGUCCCACCCCAAAGGCAGCAAUCGGGGUGGGGGCGGGGGUGGGAAAUCCUCAGCAGCCUGCCCAGCCUCCUCCUCUUCCUCCUUCUUUGGCAAGCUGGCAAAGGUUCUCAACUUUCUCUUCUACCUCACCCUCAUUGUCGGGGCCGGCUUCUCCGCCUGGUAUGUUCAUAACAUUUUGGAGGAAGUCCAUCAGAUCCGGCACCUGAAUGAGGGCUUCUCCAGGCAGAGAGAGGAGCUGGGUCAGGGCUUGCAAGGCGUCAUGCACAAGUUGCAGUCGCUGCAGUCUACAUUUGUGAGUUUUGAGUCCAUCUUGAAAAACUCCCAAAAUAAGCAAGAGCUGAUGGAGAAAGCGAUUAAGCAAGGGGAGAACGAGAUCAAUCGUAUCAUCGAAGUGCUGCAAAAAUUGCAGAACGAGAUCCUGAAGGACCUUUCCGAUGGCAUCCAUGUGGUCAAGGAUGCCAGGGAAAAGGAUUUCAACUCCCUGGAGUACACUGUGGAAGAGAAACUCACAGAGCUCACCAAGUCCAUCAAUGAGAACAUCGCCAUAUUCACAGACAUCCAAAAGAGGAGCCAGAAGGAGAUCAACGAGGUGAAAGCCAAGAUCUCUUCUCUGGAGGAGACCGAUUGGUACAAGCAUGACUUGAAGGCUCUGAGGGACGUGGUGGAUGGACUUCAGAGCUCAGUGAAGUCCAGAGAAAAGGAUAUCGAGUUCUCUGCGUGCCAAGAUCCCAUCUUUACCAUCAGACUAAAAGCUUUCCCAAAAACAAGAAUCAUGUUUCUCCAAUCAGAUUUGAAGUUUCCAAAGAGUCAAGUCUAUUCACUCCUUUCCAAUUAUUUCAUCAAUGUCCAGUCCUGGGCUUUGUCCCUAGAGAGCUCACUCCAUAGUGCUGAACUGACAGGGACUUUGUUUUUUAUUCACUAG